GACAGCCUCGGCAAUGCCUACCACCUUUACUUUGGCUGCUGCGGCCGCCGCCAGUCUUGGAGCACAAUAUCCACACGCUACCACUGCGCCUCCAGUCGGAUCAACUAAGGUUCGAUCGGCUUUCGAAGUUCUUGGCGUCGGACCUCCAGCAAGGACAGCUGUGAACUUGGACCAAGGCGAGAGAUUCAUCCAGGCGAUCUCCGGUGAGAAGCGGCCUCUGCCUACCUGGAAUGGUCAACCUGCAACGAUGAGAAGCUGGCUCAAGCUGCUUGCGUACUGGGAAAUAGAGUCUACGGUUCCUCGAGAGAAGUGGGGACUUCGGCUGUACCAAUCAUUCCCAGAAGGUUCCAAGCCUCGACAAAUUGCAGAUCAGAUAGGGAUGCAAGAGCUGUUGAGCGCGGAUGGCUACAGCUUGGUUCUUAGCUCGAUCAUCGCCAAGUACAGGCCAUUCCUGGAGGUAGCAGGCCCUGCAGCAAUCGACCGAUUCCUCUACACCGGGGAGCGAGCCAAAGGAGAGUCGUUCGCCAACUAUAUCGCUGGCAAGGAGGUCGCAAGACAAGAAGUUGAAAGCCAUCUUCAAGAACGUCUGAAUGACAAGGUUGCCGGUCGAGUGUUGCUGAGACAGGCCGAUCUUACCGAGUUUCAGCGCGAGCUCCUUGCCUUAAGGGACCAUAGCCAGUUGCUGACCUUCGAUCAGGUUGCGGCCAUCCUUCGUCCUUUGGACAGACCUGAGCUCCUUGCGCAAGCAGCAGGGACAUCUUUGGGACAGGCGGCCACUCGCAGUUACCCAGUGAUGAACAGGGAUUCCAUGGAGGGCGAUUUCGAGGAGAACGAUGACCAGGAUGAGCCGAACGACGACGACAAUGACGAGUCUGCGGAAAGUGAGUCACAGACGUCCCAGGAUGAUGACGACCUCACCUUUGAAGACAAGGUCUACGACGAAGAGGGGGCGAUCUACAUCCAGGCCUACCACACCGCAUACUCUGAUGUUCGUCGUGACUUGCGAGAUCGGAAGAAGGAUCAGAAGGCAAAUGGCAACAAGGCAUCACCAAACCUUAUCAAGGGGAAGCCCGAGGACUUGGCGGCUCGCACCCGGUGCUACAACUGCCAGGAAUUGGGUCACUUUGCGCGGGACUGCCCGCUCAAAGGUGGCGGCAAGGGCAACUCCAAGUCCGACAACAAGAAGGUGAACUUCAUCGUCAGCAGAGGCUCUGGCACUGGUGGGAGUUCCGUGUUCAUGACAUUUCCGACUAAAGCAUUGUCAUGCGCAACCCCCAGUCCCGAGCACCUUCAGGUCUUUGCUGGCGUUCGAGUAAAAGGGUGCGAGGCCAUCGUUGACACAGCGGCAGAAGAUGCAGUCAUCGGGUCGCAAGCGUUGGAGCAGCUUCAGGAAGCUCUGAAGAAGCACUUCCUGCAGACUGUCCACGUGAAGUCGGAGAACCAGAUCCCAUGUGCGGGGAUCGGAGGCGAAGCAACCGCUUUGGGUUUGGUAGACGUUCCCACUUCCAUUGCUGGCCUCCAUGGAGUCUUACGUUUUACUGUGCUGCAGGAUAGUGCUUCCUUCCAGACCCCACCGCUGCUCCCAAUUUCCUACUUAGAGGCCGUCGGCGCCAUCCUGGACUUUGGCAGAGACUCCUACAGCACCUCCGACGGCUACUGCGCUCCGAUGAUUCGUCUGCCUUCUGGUCAUCGAGUCAUUGACAUUUUGCGCUUCGACCGCAGAAGCAUCGGCAUCUACAAGUGCUUCGACGUCGGCACGCGCGAGGACGUCAAAGUCGAGUUCCGCGGCUUCAUGGACAUGCGCUUCUUCGACUUCGGCGGCUUCGACUUCGGUGGCUUCAUUGGCAUGCGCCACUUCGACUUCUACGACUUCCACGCCGUCUCCUACGUCGGCUCCGGAAGAGCGAACAUCCCCGAAAGCUUUGAGACUAGCUACAAGGGCAUGAACGUCAUCGCCUCAGUAGGUCCCUUUUCUGGAGGCGAGUUGUGGCUGGCCAAAGACCUUCCAGACAUCGGCUGCCCUCGAGCCAAAAAGGUGGGCAACAAGAUUGUCAAGGGCACUGCAAUCGAUGUCAAGAAUCGCAUUUUUGAGUUCUCCCCAAAAGACAGGCGUGCUACUCUUCCUUGGAAGGGAUCCAAAAAGACCGUGACCUUCUAUACCAUAAGGGACUCAUUUCGUCUGUCAGCAGAUCAGUGGAAGAUGUUGAAGGAAGCUGGAUUUCAAGUGCAGAACAUGUCAAAGCCCACAUUCUUUCAGCUUCAGGAUGGAGACUGUGAAGAGGAAGAAGCAAGCUGUGUCCAUGAGCAACGUGUUCGGUGGCCGAUAGCUAAUAUGCUCAAGCAUCUAAGCAGUUGGAUCCAGAUGGUGGAGGAGGAGUAUCCAGAGCCGCAGCCCCAACGUCGGAUGGGCACUCAGCGAGCUUUGGCAACGUGGAAGAGGAUGGCGCAGACUAUCCUCCUCAUGCUGGCCACUGCGCGACAACAGAUGGUGGUCGAUCAGCUGGUCAAGAAGAACAACGAGCCGGAGCUGAAUCCGCCAUCGUCUUCAACGUCCUCGUUCAAGGGCCAGAAGAAGGCGAAGGAUGCGCCAGUCAACCAGGGUCUGGGCAAGCCACUGACCCGAUCCAAGGCUCACGCCAAGUUCAACAAGGAACCGUCAGAGUGCAACCGUCGCUCGGACGCUCUGCGGUGUCGAGCGAACAGCAAGGCAACCUGGUGGACAUGCACGGACUGCGGAUCGAGAUGGCAGCGCCCCGAGGAAGACCCGUCAUCUACGGCAACCACCUCAUUUCAAGUGGACGAGAAGGCGAAGAAGGUAAAGAAUGCGCAAGGCCAAGAGUUCCCGAAGUUUCUUCCAGCUCCCCGAGGCGUCACCGCCACCGACCACGUCCACGUCGACGGCACCACCGGCAAAGGAGAAGUCCCUUCCUCCAGCCAAGGCGGCGGCGACGCCCCCUGGUGGAGAACCCUCUUCGCCGACCGCAGCCUCUCGAGUAAGGAUGACCUCAUCCGGACUUCGUCCAGCACAGCGGUCAAAGACGCCGACGCGGAGACAUGGGAGAUCAACACCGACGACGAGACCGUCGACGCAGAGAUGCCGGCGGUGAAGGCCGAAGAGUAA
Messenger RNA from Symbiodinium pilosum, 3121 nucleotides. The record is from the annotation of a GenBank genome assembly. NCBI's taxonomy places the organism in Eukaryota, Dinophyceae, Suessiales, Symbiodiniaceae.